AAACAAAUUAAAAAUAAUUAUUUCUUAAUUAAUUAAAAAAGACAAUGUAAGAUUAGGGGAACCGCCCCAGAUCGAAGCAAACCACAAAGAGACGCAGGGCACCAAAGCGAUGGGUUUAAAUGAGUUGCGAAUGGGUCAAGAGACUGAAACUGAGGUCAGGUCUAACAGUCUGGUGUCCGUUGUUGAACUUCCUUGCGGUAACUAUGUUGGAGUUAUGUAAGAGGAUAAGACUGUCAUCACACAUCUAGUCUACCAAUCAAUAGCCUCUGGCUGCCCCCGCCGCCACCCCUCCCCGGCUAUUUAGGACGAUUAUUCACAUCAUCCCCUCUCUUCUCUCAUCUCCGGCCCGAGCCUUUUCCCCAUUUCCCUUCCCUGCACCCUCCGCCUCCCGUCCAGCUGGUUCCUUGGUUUGAGUUGUCCCUGCGCUCUCUUGCCAGCUGGUCGUCCAGUCGUCUGGCACUCUGCCCUCUCUGGUGCUCUCCACCUGUGCGUUUCUCGCUCGCUGCCUCUCCAGGUGAGCACGGUGUACCCUGCAGGACCCCCCGCUGCGCGUGUGCGCUUUGAACUCUUGCAAGAUCGCACAACAGUUGGGAGAAACUUCAGCUGCUUGGGUCCGCGACGAGCAUCGCAUCCUAGCCCCGCGACCGACCGACACUCGCGUGAGGCUGGGCCAGGUGACCGCACUUUUGCGCGAUGGGCUGCUCCAGCAGCGCCCUCAACAAGGCGGGCGACAACGGCAGGUUCCGCAGCGGAGUACCUUCGGACGAGGAGAAUGCCUCCACCGGAGGACAAAGCGAGUUCUGCGUGGCCCAGCCCGCACCCGCAAGAGAAGAUGCUGCCUUUCGCAGCGGUGCACAAAGGACCGGCUCUGCCCCGUUGGAGAAGCCCAAGGCUUCGGUGGUGCCGACGGCGGCCAACGGGGUUAAAUCCUGCCACCGCCCGUCUCUGGCAAAGGAUGAGCCCCCCAGAAAGGAGGCCGUGGACCAGCUGGGACUCGCAGGGGGCACUGAGCCUGCAGUGCGAGGGGGAGAACAGGAGGCGCCUUCGCCGGGAGGCAAAGAGCAGGAUGCUGCGCCGGGAGCACAGGAAACCGAGAAAGAUGCGCAAACGAGCCCAGGGGCGCAGUGGUUAAGAGGAAACGUGGAGACCGGGCCUCCGAGGACAUCGGGAGAGAGAGGGGAGUCCCCCGGAGCAGGGGAUGGGGACACUGAGAUUCUGCAGACUGCAGCAGGGACGAAGCUUCUGGACACAGCCGGGGAUGCUGCUCUGCUUCUGGGGACAGCCAAGGAGCUGCCACCCGAGGAAGCGGCGACAGGAAGGGCCCCACAGCCCCCGACUGCAGCAGCAGGAGGGGUGGGGGACUACGGGGACACUGAGAUUCUGCAGACUGCAGGAGGGACAAAGCCUCUAGAGACCGCAGGGGAUGCUCCUCUGCCUCUGGGGACAGCCAAGGAGCUGCCACCUGCAGAAGCAGAGGGGACAAGGGACGCACAACCCCCGACUGCAGCAGCAGAAGAGGUGGGGGACCAUGGGGACACUGAGAUUCUGCAGACUGCAGCAGGGACGAAGCCUCUGGACACAGCCGGGGAUGCUGCUCUGCCUCUGGGGACAGCCAAGGAGCUGCCACCCGAAGAAGCAGAGGCGACGGGAAUGGACGCACAGCCCCCGACUGUAGAAGCAGGUCCCGGAGAGAACCGCGCUCCCGAAGCAGCCGAAGGGGGUCAGCCUGCAGAGAGCGGUAGCGGGGAAGAGCAGCAGGGGCAGGGACCCCGGGAAACAGCGCGCAAAGGCGAGCUUCGGCCCCGACUUCUGGAAAUCGGUCUCCAAGAGGAUGAGACCCCGCGCAUCACGCCAGACGAUGGAAGCCAAAUCGUGAACGCUCCUGAAACGAACGAGCCACACUGUGAGACUCCCGACGAUGGGACCAGAGCCGCCCGUGGAUCUCAGCCUGAAGCGAUGGUUGGAAGCGGGGAGCAGCUGGGGAUGGCCGGAGAAAUUGAUGCAGCCGAUAAGGAGGAGCAACACGUUGAAGGCGAGACUGGAGAAAAGAUGGACACAGAGAUGAAAAACAAGAAAGAAAGCCAAGCCAAAGAGAAGGAAACGGGAGAAGCCGUGGAUCUUGGAGCCGCAGGGGACAGCGACAGGAGGGAUGGUGGGCACAGCCUGUUAUAGCCAAGGGCGGGACAAUCCCAGGCUAUGGGGGGGAGGGGGCAUGGGUGCUGUCUUUCUGUGGCUACACGGUUUAUAUUACAAGGGGAGUGAGGCUGGAAUCUAGAGAAUAAAUACUGGUUUUUGAUUGUGUUACGCCAUAAAAGUGCUAGACAGGUUUUUUUGUUGUUAGGUACUUAGGACAAUUAUGCAUUCAAAGUGACAAUAGCCAGGACCCAUUAAGAACUGUAAGAUCAUUUAAGAAAGCAAAGGUGGUUUUCUUCCUUGGGGCCGUGGGUCCAUUCAGGAUGAAAUGAGGGGACGGGGCUGGAGGAAGAAUUAGCAAAAUGUAAGGAACUCAUGAUAGCAGAGUUAGGUAGUUAUAAUAAUGAUGGAAAAAGAAUGAAUACCCCCUCCCCCCAGAACACAGGAUGAACUACAACUAAUAUUUCUGUCCUGUGAUAGGAGUUAUAUCUGUAUCUGCUGCCGGGGUGCUAGCCAAAGGUUCCACAUUUUGUUGCAGUGAAAGGGGUCCACAUUUUCCAUGUGCCAUUUUGAAUCGGCUGCUGGUUUUAUACUUGAGGUGUUUCGGUUUGGUGAUUUUAAUUUUUUUGUUGCUGUUGUUGUUAUACUUACUAACAGUAAAAUAAUUUUUAGUUAGUUGACUUUUAAUGCAUUCCCGAGGCAAUGACAGACAAAACGAACCCAGCAAGGAUGAAAGUCCUAGCUUGAGGGCUGUGGCGAGAGACAGCUUAGCAGCUGAAGUCUUUGCAGCCAAGCAGAAGAAUGGGAAUUGGAGUCUCAGAAACAGGUCUGGGUGGGCGUGGUGGAAGCUGCCCCUUAAAUCUAGCCCAGGAGGCAGAGACAGGAUCCUCAGAGCAGGCUGGCUCCUGAGAUAACCUUACUGCCAAGCUGUGGGUUUGACUGAAGGAAGCUGCUUUAAAGAAUAAGGUGAAGUCGGGAUUGAGGGAUGAUUCUGAGAUCAACUUUGUCCCUCUACACACACACACAUGCACACGUAUUUCUUCACACAUAUGUGAGCAUGUAUGCACGCACACCACACACACACACACAGAGCACCCAUGACAUGUAUUUCUCCACAUAUGUGAGCAUACAUGCACACACCACACACACAUACACACGCACGCACACAAGGAUUUAAAUGAAUUUACAAUGUAUCACAGAAAGUCAUUUUUCCAGAGUCCUUCCAGAGCGAGCAAGGGACUUGGGUGAUGAUUGUGUGUGAAUCUCACUACAGAGGUUAAUUUGUUCUUUGUUAAGUGCUCUGUGUUGAUGGAAAAUCAAGGUAACAGAUACGGCAAUAGGCUUUAAUUCCAGCACUCGGGAGGCAGAGGCAGGUGGAUCUCAGUGAGCUGGAGGCCAGCCUGGUCUACAAAGUGAGAUCUCGGUCAGCCAAGGCUACACAGCAAGACCCUGUUUCAAAAACAACAACAAAAAUAAAAAGGAUAUGGUAACAGUAAAGAAAUAUGAGUGACUUGUUUUUUAAGUAUCUUGUAGUGUGUUUAACUUUUAUUUGUUUAUUUUGAGACAGGGUCUCAUGUACCCCAGGGUGGUGUCCUGGAACUCACUAUGAAGCCAAAGAUGACCUUGAACUUCUAAUCCUCCUGCCUCCACUCCUGAGUGCUCAUUCUAGGCAUGCGCCUGGUUUAUUAUAACCAACAUUGCCAUUCUUCUUGACAUUUA
Mesocricetus auratus (golden hamster) is the source of this 3852-nucleotide messenger RNA. It is a transcript of the gene Erich5, whose product is annotated as glutamate rich 5. The transcript has 3 exons. Lineage: Eukaryota; Metazoa; Chordata; Mammalia; Rodentia; Cricetidae. Bases 694 to 2172 code for a protein of 492 amino acids. The record is from RefSeq and is a predicted model, not a curated record.